Messenger RNA from Seminavis robusta, 3038 nucleotides. The record is from the annotation of a GenBank genome assembly. Lineage: Eukaryota; Bacillariophyta; Bacillariophyceae; Naviculales; Naviculaceae.
UGACUCAGAACCCGAAAAUUGAAUCAAUCCAAGACCUUUGAAUGAUGCAUUGUGCCGUUCCUCAAGAUUUCGAGGACGACCUUGCACUCCCCUACAUGUACUACUAGAGAUAGUUGGCUGUUUGUGCGAGGAGCUCUGCGGAUGGGAGCAGAGGUUGUUGCUGCUUCCGAUGGGGGAUGAAGAAUGCUCCUUGGAGUGAGAUGGACUUCCCGAGCAAAGUCUGCGAACCAAACAAUCUUUCUCGUCUGCGGAAAAAGCCAGGACACCACGAGUCGAGUCGAAUCUAAAAGAUUCGAUCUUUGGAGAGACGAGGGCAGGAACAUCUACAUGUAAUCACAAAACAUGCUAUGAGCUAUACAGAGACGAAGUUCAGAAUCUAAGGACGGAGCAUUGAGGUCCAGCUAAGUAAAUACCUAACUGGUAGUUAGUUAGCCCUGUAACCAUUUGAGCUUUUACCGUAAAGAGAGGUGCUGUUUGGGGCCACAGCAAGUCAGUGUUUGUUGGUGGGCUCUGGGUGAUGUCAUGUCUUGAAAGAACGGCGGAAUCUCAAAGAUUCACGAUCUUGCCAAAAUUUAAUCAUCUUUCGGUGUUGUCGAUCGGCGAUGUCAAAAAAUGGGGGAGACGACCUCUCCGAGAAACAUGACGUGGCCCAACCAAAGAAAUAUUGACGUGGAAAGGCCAUUUCUAAAGCUUUGCAGCACUUCGGACUGCAGAUGAUGGAGGCAGGUACAUGUAGGGUAUAGGGGUGUCUCCGAGUAAAAUCUCCCGCUGCAACUUUCGUUGUCACACUUACUACUUGUGAGAAUUCAGGUUCCGGUACAAACACCUUCACAGCAUCCCAGAGUGAAUCUCGUCCUGCAAAGUAGAUUCGUCCAUUGGAUUGAAGGAAGACAAGUCGACGUGGUCGGCCCAGAUAGCUUAAAUCCAAUCGAUAUUUCCUCUGCGUCCUUUUUUCUUUCAUGACGAUGAACUGUCCAAAAUGAAAAAUUCUUUGUCACACUCAUCCAUCAGCCACUCGUCAAAGACCCUCAAACGAACAGGAACUCCUCUACGUGAUCCCAGUGAUCCAUCCUCCAUCCGAAAUGCAGCAGUUCUCACAAUCUCGAGUGAGGGAAGGAAGAAAGCAACUACCUGUGUCAUCGAAAAGCAAUCUUGAAGAUGUCGACUGAUCUUGAAAAGAAGAACAAAUCAUCUCCUCCUCUGGACUUCGAUGCCGGAGAGGAAGCCAUGGACCUUGAUGAGGCCAUGAAUGCUAGUUGGGGUGAGGUCUUCCACAGCUGCUGUGUCCACACACCCCAAGAGUGGGGUAUGAUUUUCAUUGGUGUCUGUGCAUGUGCCUUUUUCCUCUACUUCUUCCUCCUUGGUCUUGAUGUGCUUGGAAAUGGAGCCAAGGUCAUGACUGGCUGUGGUGCUGGAAACCUCUUUGGUGAUGACACCAACCCUGUUGCUGGUGUCAUGAUUGGUAUCUUGGCUACUGUCCUCCUCCAAUCCUCCUCCACAACCACUUCCAUUGUUGUCUCUCUUGUCGGUGACGAUAACGCUAUCUCUGUUGAACAAGGGAUCUACAUGAUCAUGGGAGCCAACAUUGGAACUUCGGUGACCAACACUAUUGUUGCGAUGGGUCAAAUGGGAGAUGGUGAUGAAUUGGAGCGUGCAUUUGCUGGUGCCACAGUCCAUGAUCUGUUCAACUUUGCCACUGUUGCCAUCCUCCUCCCUGUUGAAGUUGUCACUGGAUACUUGAAUGCCCUCACUGGUGCCAUUGUCAAGAAUGCUGAAGUGAAGGACGGAGAAAAGUGGACGGGUCCUGUCAAGAAGAUUGUUGGACCUCUCACUUCCAAGAUCAUCAAGGCAAACAAGAAGGUGACUCAAGAGAUUGCCCAGGGCAAGAAGACAUGUGAAGAAUACUACCCAAUUGUCUGUGAAGAUGGAGUUGUUUCCAAGAAGACUUGCAAGGUCGCCCUCAUUGCCUGUGACAGCGAUACCAACAAGUGUCCCAUCUUCUUCUCCCCUGAUGCCACAAAGAAUGAUGAAGUUGUUGCCGGAGCGGUCUGCUUUGUUCUGGCCAUCUUGCUCCUCUUCAUCUGUUUGUUGGGCUUGGUCACUGUCUUGAAAAAGAUGCUCUUGGGUGUGUCUUCCCGUGUUAUCUACAAGGCCACCAACCUCAACGGAUAUGUUUCCAUGGUCAUUGGAGCUCUUCUUACCCUGCUGGUCCAAUCUUCCUCCAUCACCACCUCUGUUCUUACUCCCCUCGUUGGAGUUGGUGUGCUUCCCCUUGAAGCCAUGUUGCCCCUUACCCUUGGUGCUAACAUUGGUACUACCAUGACUGCCCUGUUGGCCUCCCUGGUUUCCGACAACAUUGACUCCUUGCAAGUCGCUCUAGCUCAUUUGUUCUUCAACAUCACCGGAAUUCUAAUUUGGUACCCCAUUCCAUUCAUGAGGAGAGUCCCUCUCAGCGGAGCCCGUUUCCUUGGAAAGAUGACACGUGUCUGGCGUGGAUUCCCUGUCUUGUACAUUGCAAUCGUCUUCUUCUUGAUCCCUCUCUACUUCUUGGGUCUUUCCUCCCUCUUCACCCAAGGCACUGAGGGAUGGACAGCCCUUGGGAUCUGUCUCACUCUUCUCACUGCCUUUGCCAUCUUCUACACCGUCUUCUGGUGCAAGUUCCGUGAUGGAAAGCAGAAAAUGGUCGUCAAGUUCCACAACCGUCAACGCAAGAAUGAUGCCAUCUCCACCCUUGCUGACGAUAUGGAUGCAAUGAAGCGCAAGCUCCAGAUCCUCAUGGACCACACUGGAGCGCCUGCUGAUGAGGAUGUGGAAAUGGGCAACUUUGAAAUGGAAGAUCAAGCGUUGCUCAAGGAAGAGAACACUGGUGACGACGAACUCAGUGAGAUCCAAACGUAAGAGAACCCACAGUUUGGCCGCAAAUGGGAGUGCUGGGCUCAUCAGCGGCAUGGCUGGUUUUAUUAGAUGACUCUGCAUGUUUUGGAGCUCGAGCCCAGUUUGAUAGUACAUGUAAAGCAAAUAAGAUUGAAGUAGAGUGU